AUGGAAGGCACGGAGAAUAAUUUAAAUGUAGAAGGGCCAUAUCCAAUACUGUUCAUACCUAAAGUGUGCACAACUUUGGAGACAAACUGCGGAAUGUCAGAAAAUGUGUUCAUACAUUUAAACAUAAAAUCUCCAGACACAGAAGGAAAUGAAACAGUCAUAUACAAUGGCUUUUGUAAUUUAAAAGUGGUAGAUGGGAAUGAUAUUAAUAUUAGGUAUGGGUCUCCUACUAGCUUGUCAAGCAGUGAAAACAUCCCUGUCAUAUUAGCAGAAGCAAAUCAGAUAACAUUUCCGGCAUACAAUGAGUCUCAAGUCUGGAUAGAUCCUUCUAGAAGUCCAUAUGUGUAUAAUCGCUGUGAGACACCACCAUUGGAGUCUUAUACUAUAACAGAGGGUCCUGAUAACCAUAUAACAAUAGAACAACAUAACAUGUAUGUUACUCAAAAUGUAUAUAAUUGUAAUGAGCCAGUACAAUACUCUCCUGUCAGCGAUGAACAAAAAUUGGUCAAAAAAGUCAGUGAACCAGUCCAAAAUUCAGACGGUUACAACAUGUAUGAGGAGGAUGAAUUUGAGUGUGGAGUAUUCUUGUCACAAUUGUCUGAAGAAAUUAUAAAUGAAAAGGAAACACGGGCAAGAGAUGAGAGGAAGUUUGUUGGCCUGCACACAGAUAAUGAAGCUUUAAAACAACUGAUGUCAACUGAUAUACAGUCUGUUUCACGGCAGCAAAAGACUAUACUAUUCCUGGGUCAUGAUUCUGAAUCUGGACAGACUAUUCAAAAUAUUUCUAUCAAUGACCCCCUGAUGGAGUGUGCUGGAACUGGUGAAGUGGACAGUGAAAUUGUUGUUGAUGACUGCCCCACAUCCACUUCCAAUCCACGCUCAAAGAAAUAUCAAUGCAACAAAUGUAAGAAGAUCUUCGACCAACUGUCUGCUUUCAAACAACACAUGGUUGUGAGCCAUCGUUUUUACAACCCCUACGACAUUUCUGGUAACGUCAGAUAUAUGUGUAGCGAUUGUGGUAAGAAUUUGAAAAACCAAGAAAAGUUUGAGCAACACUGCCUUGGACAUGGCGAUCCAGAUCUAGAAUGUAACAAAUGCCAUAAAGUGUUCGCUUCAAAAUUUACUUUACGCAAUCACCGUAAGAUUCAUUCCAGGAUGUUUCCGUGCAGCCAUUGUGUAAAAUCUUACUCUACGGCUGAUGAAUUGUGCUCUCACGCAGCGAAAGCACAUGCUGUUUAUAUGUGCAACUCUUGUUCGUUCUCUUGCGAUAAUACGGCAGAUUUGACUUCACACCAAGAGGAGCACAAUGACGAAGUAAAAAGCUUGACAAAGAAUUCUAGUGAGAGUGACUUCGCAGCAGAGAUGUUUAGUGAGAUUAUAAGCGAUAUGUCGGCAUCUGAUGAAAUCGUGAAGUCUGAAGAGGAUCAUGUUCAACGAGCUGAUUCUGUCAUAGCUAAAGUCAUGUCUAAUAAGCUGUUUCGGUUUGGCGGCAAGAAAAGUAAGAAGCAGAGGAGAUAUGAUAAGACUUGCGAUGUUUGUCUGAAGAAAUUCGACAGGAUCGGCGACCUCAAACGUCACCUAAUCGAACAUGUUAUACAAAGCACUCUGGCCAAGAACCCGGUCAACAAAUAUGGGGUUCUUAAUAUACGAUGCGAAAUAUGCCAAGAAAAAGUAUUUACCAAAAUCGAUAGAUACAAAGCGCAUCUGAGAGAACAUGCUAAACUUACUCUGUAUAAAUGCACUUUUUGUGAUAAAUCCUUUAGCGAUUCCAGUAAUUUUUCCAAACACAAAAAAAUUCAUGGCACCACUUUCUUCCAAUGCGAUAUUUGUCAGAGGAAAUUCAACUCUAAGAAGAUGAUCACGCAGCAUAUGGAGUAUCACAACAAAAACAAUCCGUUACACUGCCAGUACUGUGACAAAGUGUUCCACUUUAAAUCUAUGCUUAACAAGCAUAUUAAAUGUUCCCAUGUCAAAGAAAGUACCUGUAAGUUCCGAUGCAGGUUCUGUCGGGAUUAUUUUAGGAGUUUGAAGGAGAAGUGGGAUCAUGAGUGGACAGUCCACAAUGUUAGGAAGGUGAUUGUCGACUGCUUGAUCUGUGGAUCACGCUUCAGAAAGUACGCUGAGCUGAAGAGACACUGCACAGAUGAACAUGAUACCGUCAUCCCUCCAGCUAAGAGGCUUUUGAGAUGGAAGUUGAAGAAUAAGGAGAGGAUUAUAGAAGGUGAGUGA
Molecule: messenger RNA, 2229 nt
Organism: Arctia plantaginis
Lineage: Eukaryota; Metazoa; Arthropoda; Insecta; Lepidoptera; Erebidae
Source: the annotation of a GenBank genome assembly